AUGGGUGCGGUCGAAGGAGCCCGGGGGUUCGCAACUCCGCAGCAACACUUCUGUGGAAACCUCUCACUAUCCAAGAGCAUAGACGAAUUCAAGUCGUUACUGCCUACUAACGGACGGUUCCGCGAGAUCUUAGACUCGAUCCGGCCUGUCCAAGUCUUCAACUGGGAAGGUCACGCCAGUGACGAUGACCCAACAACGAACCAGAGCCAAAUGGCAGAAAUAGAUGAUGACUUCGACAUUGAAAUCCCAGCACGGCUCGAGCCACUUUAUAUGAAAUACAAAGCCGUACGGAAUCUACUUGAUGCGGGAAGGGCAACGCAAGCCUGGGCCGCUUUCCCAAGUCUCGUCCGUGAUGCAGAAAUUCUCGGUUUGGACAUGGAUCCUGGCGCAGCCUCAGAACUCGACGUCCAACUCAGCUUUCUCCUGGGUCGCUGUCCCUUUAUUGCUUCUUUCCAUGGCAUCCCCAGGCCGUCCCCAACAGCCUUGAGGCCGGAAGAACAGGACCUCCAGGAAAGACUCUAUGACUUUUCACAGUACAUGCUCGAAGUCCUGGAGCGCUUCAACCGGGGCAAAAAUGACCCGCAAAUAUUGUCUUCCCAGGAGAGGGAGCCCAGGCUAGAAGCAGAUCUAACUCGACUUUACCACCUGCAGUCGAAGCUACCGCCGGUGCCGCAAAACAACUCGUCUGACCCUUCACUGUCCAUUGCAAUUACCCAACAUCACAUCGACGUUCAACUUAUGCUGAUGGUGCUGCAUUGUCAGAUGCUCCGGGCGAUGCGUAACCAACACACGUCGGCCAAGAGAGCCAAAUACAGGGAGCUGUUGAAGUGUUCUCGGCUGAUUACCGAGAUGUUCGACUCCAUCCAUAGCCUCGACCCAACCAAGACGGCUUCAUCCUGGCCGCGAUGUUUUGGUGUCUUUUGCGCCGCUGUGAUGUUGGGCAUCGCCACCAUCCGCCAAGAGGUCGGCGUGAGCAUAGGUUCGAAGCGUGUAGAGCGGACCUUGAGCAUCUUUAAAGAUCUUGGGAAAGCUGGCCAGGCUACAGGAGUUGUUGACCUGGCCAUCACAUCCCUGGAUUUGGUUGUCGAAAGAAUCAAGGAGCUUGAGCACCCUCCUACCAGCGCCACUGGUAUCAAUCUUGGGCCGACCGUUACUUGUCCGACAACGCCUACCGGCGAGGUUACUCCUCCGGCCGCACCCCUGACCGAUUUUGCGGCCAAAGUCAAGAGGAAUGAUGCGAACCUCAAACGUCGCAGAAGACCUAGCUUCGAGGGGAAACUGGGUGCCAACAAGCGACAAAUGUUCGAGUUCAAGGAUAUUGCCCCGAGCCACCUAGAGCAGCGACGUGCAAGUUGGCAUCCCGGGACUGACCAUCAUUAUGCUCAGGCUAUGGCGGCUUUCCAUGACGCAGCUGCAAACAGCGUUCAAAAUCGACCUGAGCAGGCGAGCUUCCAGCAGGACAAAUGUCCGCCACCAGCAGUUUCCACCUCGUUCACGGCGAAUGACCAAACAGCAAUGUCCGCGGUGGGAUAUGGGACGACUCCUCUAGAGCAGUUCCACGAAUUCCAGGCCGCUCAUCACUGGGUUCAUCCACCAAUGAUGUACCAUCCGCCAAUGUACGAUGAUUGGUGGCAAGCACAAUUUACUCCUUAUGAUACCAUGACCCCAGACCAGUCUCGACAAGUGUUUUUUGAGUCGCCGCUGGGUUUGCCCAUGGACCAAUCUCGGCAUCUUGAUACUACCCCGCGUGCCAAUGAGCAUGCUGGCUUUGCUCAUCUCAAGCAAGACCAAGGCAUCAAUCACGAUCCCGCCAUGAUGAUUAAUACCUCAAUGGUACGCUCGUUUACCCAGGCAGUAUAA
Fonsecaea monophora is the source of this 1860-nucleotide messenger RNA. RefSeq lists its product as hypothetical. The record is from RefSeq and is a predicted model, not a curated record. The transcript is spliced from 4 exons. NCBI's taxonomy places the organism in Eukaryota, Fungi, Ascomycota, Eurotiomycetes, Chaetothyriales, Herpotrichiellaceae. The coding region runs from base 1 to 1860 and encodes 619 amino acids.